Molecule: messenger RNA, 2318 nt
Organism: Triticum urartu
Lineage: Eukaryota; Viridiplantae; Streptophyta; Magnoliopsida; Poales; Poaceae
Source: RefSeq, a predicted model, not a curated record
AAACCAUUUUGUUGCUUGACAUUUGACCUUCCAGGCCAACGCAGCUGCCGAGUUCCGAUUCAGCGACGCCAAAGCUCCUUCCUUCAUCCACCCCACCGGCGACCAGCCAGGAAAUGGCGGAAAUGAGCUCCCUGCCGGUCACCGACGACCUCUUGGCGGAGAUCUUCCUCCUGCUGCUCACCCCGGCCGACCUCGUCCGCGCCUCCGCGGCCUGCGUCGCCUUCCGCCGGCUCGUCACGGACCGGGCAUUCCUCCGGCGCUUCCGCUCCCUCCACGCCCGGCCCUUCCUCGGCUUCCUCAACCACAACGGCUUCCACCCCGCCCGCCCGCCCCACGCCUCCGCGCCCGCCGCCCGCGCCAUCUCCCUCGCCGCGGAUUUCUCCUACUCCUUCCUCCCUUCCCACGACAGCUGGAUCGUCCGGGACGUCCGCGACGGCCGCGUACUCCUCGACCGCACCCCCGAGGACGACGCUGGCGAGGAAUCCCCUGUCUUCACGGAGCUCGCGGUGUGCGACCCUCUCCACCGGCGGUGCCUCCAGCUUCCCCCAAUCCCUGACGACCUGGCCGCUUCGGUGGAGCACCCGCUCCGCGUGGAGUUGGAGCGCUGGUGCGAGCCCUUCCUGGCUCCCUCCGGCGAGGAGGAGGCGGAAGAAACGUCAUUCAGAGUGAUCUGGAUGGCGCAGUGCAAAACGAAGCUGGUCGCCUUCGUCUUCUCUUCAAGCACCGGAGAAUGGCGAGCCGUUGCGUCUCAGGCCUGGGGCGAUUUGUUAGCGGGCACCGGCGUGUCGACGGCGUCGUCCAAGAGCCCUGUGUUCUUCGGCCGACAAUACGCUUGUGCUUGCUUCUACUGGGUCAUGGACUGGAGGCAGAAAUUGCUCAUGCUUGACACCAGGAGGAUGGAGUUCUCCAUUGCCGACCUCCCACCCGGCUGCCGAAGGCCACCGAUUGCCAUUGUGGAUGCAGGGGAAGGCAGACCUGGGAUGUUUGCUGUCCGUGAACACGAUGCAGAUGGCACAUUUAACCUCUACUAUACCAUUAGGCAAAACGAAGGCCAGAGUUUCAACCAGUGGCAGAUGGAGAAGACGAUCCCAUUGGAAUCCGGUUACCGGUAUUUCCUGAGAGGUGCAACAGAGAGGUACUUGCUACUACUAAGAUCAGAAGAUGACUCCCCAAGUUCAUCAUCAUUAGAGAUGUCAGACUUGGAAUGUUUCUCACUGGACGUCAAGACAUUGCAGCUUGAGAGCGUCUGCAGGUUGAAGCAUCACAUCCUAUGUGCGCACAUAUAUACCAACUUCCCACCAUCGCUGUCGUCACAGACAAUAUGAAGGGGUAAAUACUCUGUUGCAUUCUAAUUAUCUCCUUACCUGCAUAGUUAUCACAUAACUUGUUUGGUGCUUGAUAGUUCAUUAUUGUAGUAGGCAAGUCUUGUUUAAAGGGUUGUGUUUAUUUCUCCUCAGCUUCUGGGAAAACUAACUUAAAUCAGGAGUGAUAGUAUUUGCUUGCCAUCUUGAUUAUUCAGACAAAUAAAGAAAGGGUCUUCCACACCAUAGAUCAUUGAGUAAUAUCCAUCCACCAUUCAGAGACCUAGUGGAAGUGCAGAAAUCACUAAUUCUUUUGUGUGUGACAAAUAUAUGCAAAGAUAAAGGGAUUGCCUAAUCUGGGAAGCAGUAAUUGUGUAAAUGUACUAUACUCAGGUUUGUAUCCUUUUAUGUAUGCGAUUGUGUGAUGCAACUCGAACAACCAUGAUAAGAAAUAUAUCUGGGCAGAGCCCCUGAAUUUCGGCUCCUGCGAAUGUAGGCACACAGCUGAACCUAGCAAACAAACAAAGCUUCAUGUCUUCUUCCUUGGAUGUGAUUGCUUUUCCUUGGUAGAUUGUGUGUUGUCUUGGCUCCAACAAGAUGACAAUAACCAACUACUCCCUCCGUAAAGAAAUGUAAGAGCGUUUGGAAUACUAAAGUAGUGAUCUAAACGCUCUUAUAUUUCUUUACGGAGGGAGUAUUAUGCAGGAGUGUUUUAUCGUUAAUCUAAUAUAGAAGGAAUAUAAGUUGAAACCAGUCAAGCAUGACUUAUCUUGUCCACUUUUCUUGAUAGAUAUAAGGUCACCGAAGUCCCUUUUUUGGUCAUCGUCUCAUCUGUAAUUUUUCAUGAUUUUGAAAUAAAUCAAAUUAACUGGUAUGGCUGCAACUUAAGAGUCUGAAUCUCAUCAGAACCAAUCAAAGUGGUGAACUGGCAAGAACUUGUGCUACGAAGAUAUUUAGCCCUCAGUAUCAAUUAAAGCAAUUACACAGGUGUGUUUGCGGCGCGGGGGGGGGGGGGGG